ACAUCUUACAAUCCCAGAGUGUUUCUCAAGUGUUUCUACCAGUUUUUGCUUUGUUGUCAAUUAAAUACCAGUUCUCUUAUCGAUAUUUAAUGUGUAUUGUUAUAAUAACGCAUUUCUAAAUGUAAAAUUGAUUUUAUUCUAAGAGCAGUUUUAACCAGAAAAAAUUAACGAAGCUUAUACGUUAUUAAUGUAAUGUUUAUCUCAUCUCGUGAAGAUUCAUCAUCAUAUAAUUGAGUUCAAAGAUAAAAUCCUCUAUUAUUACAUAGUGUGGUGAAAAUAUGAAUUUUUAUUUUUUUUUGAAAAAAGAAUGUUUAGCUACUCAGGAAAUUAUAUGAAUAAAUUGUCAAGGAUGUCGGAUAUUAAAUUAGCAAUUAUUAACUACUUAGGAAGAAUCUGAAGACCGACAAGAAUAUUGUAUAAAUAUUUUCAGUGUGAAGAAUUUAAUCUUGAACAAUGAUGGAGUUAAGUCACAGUUUGACUCUUAAUGAGGAUGCUCUCAAUCAAAUACCUGAAGCAAAACGACCAGUUUUUGUUUUUGAAUGGUUACGAUUUUUGGAUAAGGUUCUGAUUGCUGCUCAAAAAAAUGAUAUUAAAGGAUGUCAACAAAAAUUGGUGGAACAAUUGACGAAGCAUAUGCAAGGAGCACCAGGACCACCGACACGUCGAUUAAUUGCAAGAUGUCUUGCAACAUUAUUUAGCGUUGGCGACACAUUUUUACUUUUUGAUACAGUCAACAAAUGCAAUGACAUUCUUAAAAAUAAAGACGAUUCUCCUAGUUUUCUUCCCACCAAAUUAGCUGCCAUAUGUUGUGUCGGUUGUAUGUAUGAGAAAUUGGGAAGAAUGAUGGGACGUUCUUAUGAGGAGACGGUUCAAAUUUUAAUAAAGUCCUUCCGUUCAGCAGAAUCGCAGACUCGAAUUGAAAUAAUGUCCACUUUGGAAAAGGUUUGCGCUGGAAUGGGAUCGGCAAUUACCAACGUACAUAAGGAAAUUUACAAAGUAUGUCGACAUUGUUUAACUGAUAGAGUUAUGGCUGUCAGAUGCGCCGCUGCUAAGUGUCUUCUUGAGAUGUUGAAUCAUUCACCAUUCCUGUACACGACGGAAAUUGAAAGUGUAGCGACUCUUUGCUUUCGGGCAUUCGAGGGCUCGAAUUAUGAAGUUAGAUGUUCGGUUGCAAAACUUCUAGGAGCACUUGUCGCAAUGACACAAAUUCCACCACCCAAGGGACAAAAUCCUUCUGCCACUCAGAGUAAAGCAAUGAAACAAAUAUCUCUGGAAGAGGUGUUAAAUAUCUUAAUGUCGGGAUUUCUAAGAGGCGGUGUUGGCUUCCUCAAAGGAACCGGAGAAAUAAUUAAAGGAAGUUCCGGAGUUAAUAGAGAAGUACGAGUCGGUGUAACCCAUGCUUAUGUGGUGUUUGUUCAAAUAUUGGGCGGCACUUGGCUGGAGCGAAACAUUGGGACAUUGGUGGCUCACGUUUUAGAUUUAGUUGCCAAUCCAAAAGCCGCGAGUUCUCACGUGGACGCUGUUUACUCGCGAAAGUGUAUUAAUUUUAUUUUACGAGGAACUAUUGGAAAAUUAUUGGGUGAAGGCGCUCAGGCCGCGGCUUGCAAAGAAAUAGCGCAUAUUAUUUUAAAACAAAUGAAUUCAAUUGAUUUCAGUCCGGAAAAUGCAAAAGACUUCAAUCAGGAAACUUUGUUCAGUCAACAUUUAUUGGUUUGUGCAUUACAAGAAAUGGGAAAUUUAAUUUUGGGCCUGGGAACAACAGCGUCUAAUCUUUUAUCGGACCAAUCGUUGAAUUUGAUUGAUACUGUGAUGGCGGUUUUGGUACAUCCGUGCCAAGCAGCUCGUCUUGCAGCAGCUUGGUGUUUGCGCUGCAUUUGCGUUGCUGUUCCAAGUCAAAUAACACCAUUGAUUGAUCGCUGUGUGGAAGGAAUUGAAAAUAUGCGAAGUUCUCCCGAAGCAAUAACAGGAUAUAGCAGCGCAUUGGCCGCAGUAUUGGGAAGCGUUCGAUUAUCACCACUUGGUGUGCCUCACACGAAAGGAAAGAUAAUUUUCAAUACGGCUGAGGAAUUAUUGAGGAGUGCGAGUCAAAAUAGUAGAUUAUCAUUGAAUAGAACACACGCGGGAUGGCUUUUGAUUGGAGCGAUAAUGACAUUGGGAACGGCGGUUGUUAAAGGAUUAUUGCCAAGAAUGUUGUUGCUUUGGAGGAAUUCAUUUCCAAGAUCGAGCAAAGAGCUUGAGAGUGAAAAAGCUCGUGGAGACGCAUUCACUUGGCAAGUGACAUUGGAAGGAAGAGCUGGAGCAUUGUCGGCAAUGCACAGUUUUCUGCUGCACUGUCCAGAACUUUUAAAUGACGACAUCACAAGAAGAUUACUUACGCCAAUUGAAUCUGCUCUCGCCAUGCUUACAAAUUUAUCGACUGUUUUGAAAAGCUAUGGUCAACAAUUGAAAGCUCCAGCUGCAAUGGUUCGUUUACGUCUCUACGAAACUUUACUGCUUUUACCGUCUCAGACGUUUGAAGGCUCCUACACUCAUUUACUGAGAAUGCUGGUUUCGGAAUUUACUUUGACGGAUAAUCCGGGAAAUACGACGACUUCUAUGCUUCGUGCCGUUUGCCAUGCGAAUGACUCGGUUAUUCUUGGUACCUGGUUGCAAGAAACUGAUCAUCGAACGAUUGAAGAUCAAAUGGAACCGAACAGAAGGGCGGAUUUGGAACAUUUGCAGCCAAAUAGUGCGGCAGGUUCAGGUGCUUUGGAACAUAAUUCCUGCUGUUUGUAUCGUCCAGUUCCACCUAAUGAUUCAAUUCCUGGUCCAUUACCAUUGGGCGUUGCUGUUAUUGACCUUUCUGUUUCACUAUUUGGACAAAUUUUCCCACGUGUUGCUAAUAAGCAUAGAUUACAAAUGUUGGAUCAUUUUAGCGAAUGUAUUAAACAUGCAAAAUCGGGUAGACAAGAAGCCAUUCAAAUGAAUAUUUUCACUGCUGUUCUCAGUGGAUUAAAGGGACUCAAUGAAGCGAAAACUGGAUUUGGUCAAGAGGAUGUCAAAAAAUCGGCGACAAAUAUUAUUAUUAGUACGUUAAUAAGUAGCAAUGCGAUUUUGAGGUGGGCCGCAGGCGAGGCUGUGGGAAGAAUGGCUCAAGUGAUUUCCGAUCCGAAAUUUACGGCAGAAUUGGCGCAGACAAGUUUCGAUAGAUUAAAAUCAGCUCGCGAUGUUGUUAGUCGAACAGGUCAUUCCUUGGCUUUGGGAUGUCUUCAUAAAUAUGUCGGUGGCAUGGGAUCUAGUCAGCAUCUUAAUACGAGUGUCAGUAUUUUAUUGGCACUUGCACAGGAUAAUUCGUCACCUGUUGUGCAGGUUUGGUCAUUGCACGCUCUUGCUUUAAUAGCCGAUUCUGGAGGACCAAUGUUUAGAGGAUAUGUAGAACCAACUUUAUCUCUGGCUCUUACACUUUUGUUAAAUGUUCCUCAUUCUUAUAUCGAUGUUCAUCAGUGUAUUGGAAAAGUUCUCGCUGCCCUUAUCACAACAAUUGGACCAGAACUUCAAGGAAAUACGUCUUCUAUUUGUAUGGCGAGAUCCUCUUUCCUGUGCGCUUGUGCUAUAAUGCAAGAUCAUCAGGAUCCUCUUGUUCAAGCAGAAGCGACCGGAUGUUUGCAACAAUUGCAUUUAUUCGCCCCAAGACACGUCAAUCUCUCAUCUUUAGUUCCCACUCUAUGUCGAACACUAUCGAGUAAUCAUUUGCUUCUGCGGAAAGCAGCCAUCUCUUGUUUGAGACAAUUGACUCAACGAGAAGCGAAAGAAGUUUGCGAACAUGCAAUGACACUUGCCAAUGAGAGUCGAGACACGAAUAUUGUUGAGGGUCUCGUAAUAACCGAAACUGGCCUCCCUGGGGUUUUAUUCAGCAUGCUCGACACCGAAAGCGACAGUCAAUUAAUCAAAGACAUUCACGACACUUUAACCAGUAUGCUCCAAAUUUUAGCGUCUGACAAUUUGUCCCAAUGGUUAUCACUUUGCAAGGAUGUCCUCACAGUAGCAACUGAGUCGAGUACAGUGGAAGAAGUGACGAACGUGAAUAAUGAGGAGACAGUGGCGGACAAUGAGAAUGUGGACGCUGAAGGUGACGACGAUCAGGUUGAAUUUCACGCUGACGAAUCGUCGAAACAACGGCAAACUGUAACGCCGAGAUGGCCGACAAGAGUAUUUGCUGCUCAAUGCGUUCGACGAAUUGUCGCCGCUUGUAUGAUCGAUCGACAAGCACAUUUGGAUUUAUCACUGGCUAAAGAAAUGCAAUCGAUAAAGGGAAGAAGUGAUUUUCUCGUUCUACAUCUCUCUGAUCUUGUGAGAAUGGCAUUUAUGGCAGCGACCAGCGAUUGUGAUCCUCUUCGUUUAGAAGGUCUUAAAACCUUGCAGGAAAUCAUCGAUAAAUUUGCCAAAGUUCCUGAACCCGAAUUUCCCGGUCAUCUUCUCCUCGAACAAUUCCAAGCACAGGUCGGAGCCGCGUUGAGACCGGCAUUCUCGUCGGAGACACCGCCGCACGUGACGGCGGCGGCUUGCGAGGCGUGCAGCGCAUGGAUUGGCAGUGGAGUCGCGAGGGAUCUCAAUGAUUUGCGACGUGUUCAUCAAUUGUUGGUGUCAUCGCUUGAAAAAUUACGCGAGGGUCACACUUUACCGCAACUUUAUAAUGAAAGUUUGUCCACUCUGGAGAGACUUGCGAUUUUAAAAGCCUGGGCGGAAGUCUACGUGGUGGCAAUGAUUAACGAGGGAUCGGCUCCUGAUUAUCGUGAAGAUGCACUACGUAAUGCGAAACAAAUCAAGGAAAAUGACGAGGAGGAGGGUUUUGGCGAUUUUGAAUUUCAAAACGAGAGUCUCUUGAGUCUGGUGCAACCGGAACUGUUAAGUUUGAGUCAAUAUUGGCUCGCAGCUCUACGAGAUCACGCUCUUCUCUCCCUUCCGCCAGAAUUUUCGAGUCAAUUGCCACAUGAUGGUGGGGCUUUCUACACAACUGACACAAUGGAAUCGGCACGUCCUUACUAUUCAGAGUCGUGGGCUCCUAUUCUCUAUGCAGCGACACUUUGGUUAAAUGCCCGUGAAUUUAAAACAGACGAAUCGCCUGAUUCGAAUACUAAAAAUUCCGAUGGAACAAAUAAUAAUACGGCGAGUUCGACGAAUUGUUCGUCGAGUAAAUCGAGUAAAAAUGUUGAACGUUUCCAUUUACUUUUCGGUAUAUGUAUGGAAGCACUUUGCAGUCCCAGGUCUUCCGAAUCGACGCAAAAUAUAGAAACUUGUUUGAGUGCUUUGUACACUUUGCUCGAUUCACAAUGGGCUCGUAAAGUUUUAAUGACUGAUCGUUCGUUGCCAAUAGAACUUUGUAAUGUCCUCCAUAGAUUAUUGUUGACGAGGGAGAAUUAUGCGAUUCAAAUAAUGACAAUGGAAGUUUUGAAGCAAAUCAUGAAAUCAGCGCAAGAGGAUCUUGUUGAUAGGAAGAAGACAAACAGUAAAUCGGAAUUAGCGUCAGACAAUGAGGAAGGAAAGGAAAAUCCGGAACUUGAUCUAAUUGGCGAAGGUGAUGAAAAAGGGGAGCUAAUUCCAGGAAAGUCAUUAGUUUUUGCAGUUCUCGAAGUUUGUUUGUGUCUCCUAGUUCGACAAAUACCGGCAUUAAAUCCAAAUCCAGGCGGGACGACUGCUAUUUUAUCGCAACGUCGUUAUACUCCAUCUGAGAAAAGUGGCAAACUUAUAGCUUCCACUCUUUCCGUUAUGGAAAUUCUUCCAAAUCUCUGCUCUCCAGCUGGAGCGACGGCGAUUCUUCCAACCCUGCUUUUCUUGACGACUGGAGUAAUUCGGGAAACAGCGAUACGAUCGAAUGAUGUUAUUAGAACAGGAUCGGAGACUCCUGUUCACGCUGCACUUCAUUGUUUAAAAACGCUGACUGUUAAUAAAUAUUCGAAAGAUCCACGCAGUCAAAGACAAUGGACUUCACUUCUGCAAAGCGCUCUUGCCAAAAUUAUCGAUCUGGCAAAAACAGGGAGCGAUGAAACAAAAAUGGAUGAGAUCGCAAUGAUGUUGGGUAUAGCGGUUUUUGUUCUUCAUGCACUACCGGAAGUUGUUAGCGCUCCCAAUUUGCAAUUUCCGUGUAUCAAUCAUUUCCGUCAAGCGAUGCAGUCUGAAAACAUUUCGAUUAAAUUGAAGUGCGCGCAGACAUUGAGGACAAUUUUCCAGCAUCCGGACCUUAGUAUCAGUACACCAUAUAUUCAUGCCCUGGCACCUAGAAUAGUUGAAUUUUUAUAUAGCGAAUCAAGUAAACAAGUUACAAAUGAUUCUGAACUGUCUUUUACAUUGGAAUGCAUUAUGUCAAUAGAGGGAUUAAUCGCACUUGCUGAACCUACGAAUCGAGAAUUAAUGCAAGGUAUUCAAAUGCUGACACUUUUGGUUCCAAUUUUGAUAAACUUUCUAUUGGAAGGUGACAAACUGCAACAUGGAACGAAAUAUCAAAUAAGCCUUCAUCAACAGAGUUUUCAAUGGCUGAAUAAAAUUGGUCCGAAGUAUCCUCAGGAAUUUAAGACACUUAUGUCCCAAUCGACAGAGUUGAAAACUAAAUUGGAAAAUGCCGUGCGAUUGAGCCAUUUACAAGCACAAAUGCUUUCCAGAACAUCCGAACCAGUUAAACCUCAAUUCAAAGUACUUGCACCUUCUAUUAAAUUGAAAACCGAUUUCUCCAAUUUUAAUUGAAACUUGGAAAACCAAAGUUUCUGAAUGUAAAUUCCAAAAUUCUAAAAAUAGUUUGAUUUUUGAUAUUUAUAAAUUAUAACAGUGUAUCGCGCUCACGUUUUUUUUAAGUAGCUUCCCAUUUUAUAUUUAUUUAGAACAUAUUUUAAAUGAAGAUUCCCUGCAAUUAGACUCGGAAUAUUUUUUUCGCAAGCAUUUAGUACUUAUCACAAAGCACACUAUUAUUCAUCAUUUGAUUAAGACGAUUAAGAUUAUUAAUUUAUAAAUUUAGUAAAUUUAGUAAAUUAAUGUGAAAAAAAAUUGGAAUUACACGAGUCCCGAAUCGAAAAAAUCGACACUAAUAGAUUUUUUUGAUUUUGAUUCAAAUAAAAAUUAGCAAUUAGUUCGACAACAUUUAUAAAUUCUGUUCUUUUUUUUAAAGAGAGAUAAUUCUAUUUUAAUCGAAAAUUUUUAGAUAUUUAUUUUAGAAAAAGAAAAGCCAUUUUUUGUGGGGGACUGAGAAAAAUAUUUCUGAGAAUUUUUUU
Messenger RNA from Leptopilina heterotoma, 7238 nucleotides. Its product is annotated as HEAT repeat-containing protein 5B. Gene Ontology annotation, cellular component: membrane; Golgi apparatus; endocytic vesicle. The transcript has 30 exons. The coding region runs from base 454 to 6717 and encodes 2087 amino acids. The record is from RefSeq and is a predicted model, not a curated record. Gene Ontology annotation, biological process: retrograde transport, endosome to Golgi; intracellular protein localization; endocytosis. NCBI's taxonomy places the organism in Eukaryota, Metazoa, Arthropoda, Insecta, Hymenoptera, Figitidae.